Molecule: messenger RNA, 1785 nt
Organism: Orbilia oligospora ATCC 24927
Lineage: Eukaryota; Fungi; Ascomycota; Orbiliomycetes; Orbiliales; Orbiliaceae
Exons: 6
Coding region: 1-1785 (594 amino acids)
Biological process (GO): purine ribonucleoside salvage; carbohydrate metabolic process
Molecular function (GO): magnesium ion binding; phosphopentomutase activity
Source: RefSeq, a predicted model, not a curated record
AUGUCGGAGAAUGCAGAUAAGACUAUUCAGCAGCUGGUGAAGGAGUGGUUGGAGCUCGAUCAGAAUGAAGCUACGAGACAAGAAAUAAAGGAUCUAUCGGAUAAAAAGGAUUACGAUGAGCUCGAGAAGAGGCUACGAACCCGAAUCGCCUUCGGCACCGCCGGCCUCCGUUCCUCAAUGCAAGCCGGUUUCGCCCACUUGAACCCUCUAACCAUCAUCCAAGCCUCCCAAGGCCUAGCCUCCUACCUCCUCGCCUCUAUUCCACAAACCGUCACUCCAUCCCCAAAACUAAGCGUAAUAAUCGGACACGACCACCGUCACAAUUCCUCCCAAUUCGCAAAACUAACAGCCACAGCAUUUAUCCUCAAGGGUAUCAAAGUCUACUUUCUGGAAGAUCUGGUACAUACACCGUUAGUCCCCUUCGGACUAAACUUACUCGGUGCGAAUGCUGGAGUUAUGAUUACGGCGUCGCAUAAUCCGGCAAGGGAUAAUGGGUAUAAAGUUUAUUGGGGUAAUGGGUGUCAGAUUAUUCCUCCUGUUGAUGCGGGAAUCGCGGCUGCUAUUUCGGAGAAUUUGAUACCGUUGGAAGGGGCGUGGGAUACUAGUGUUUUGGAUAAAGCGGUUGGAUUGGUGGAGAAUGUGAAAGGAAGAGUUGAGGAGGCUUAUUUUGAGAAAGUAAAGGGAUUGGUUGAUGGGAUGGCUGUUGAGGGAGCGGGGAAGGUAGGGUUUGUGUAUACGCCUAUGCAUGGAGUUGGGUUGGAGGCUGCAAAGCAGGUGGUGAAGAUUUUGGGAGUAGAAGAGGAUUUUGUCGUUGUGGAGGAGCAGGCUAAACCCGACCCUGAUUUCCCAACUGUUAAGUUUCCGAAUCCUGAAGAGAAGGGAGCUUUGGAUCUUGCGAUGGCUGCUGCGGAUAAGCAUGGAAUUACUAUUGUUCUUGCAAAUGAUCCCGAUGCGGAUAGAUUUGCCGCAGCCGAAAAGGUCAACGGUAAAUGGCAAAUUCUCACUGGUAACCAACUGGGGGUCCUCUUCGCUUCCCAUAUGGUUUCAACGUCUUCCCUCCCAGCUUCCAAGGUCGCUCUCUUAUCAUCAGCAGUAUCGACUCAAAUGUUAGCAGCGAUGGGUCAAAUCGACGGCUUCCACCAUGAGGAAACCCUUACAGGGUUCAAAUGGCUCGGUAACGUCGCACAACAAAUCACAUCAAAGGGGACACAUAAAGCAAUCUACGCCUUCGAAGAAGCAAUCGGGUACAUGUUCUCAGACGUUGUCCACGAUAAAGACGGAAUUGCCGCAUUAAGCGUCUUUGUCACUAUGCUGAAAAAAUGGUUAUCAGAGGGAACUACCCCUGCCGGGAAACUUCAGGAGUUAUAUGAAAAAUACGGAUUCUUUGAGAGUUGCAAUGGAUAUGUUGUUUCUCCGAGCCCUGAUGUUACGAGGCAGGUGUUUGAUGGGAUUAGGAGGUUGGGAGAUGAGAGUGGGAAGAAGUUUCCGGGAAGUUUGGGGGGCAGGGAGAUUAACUAUUGGAGGGAUUUGACGGAAGGGUAUGAUAGUGCUACUAUUAAUGGGAUACCGGUUUUGCCAGUGGAUAGGAGUAGUCAGAUGAUUACGGUGGGGAUGGAUGGUGUUAGGUUUACGAUCCGAGGGAGUGGUACAGAACCGAAGAUUAAAUAUUAUGUUGAGGCUAAAGCUUCUGGGAAAGAGGAAGCUUCUGCUGCUGCGAAGGAAGUGGCGGAUGCUAUUGUUAGGGAGUGGUUCAAACCGGAAGUACAUGGACUUAUUGUUUCGUGA